Messenger RNA from Brienomyrus brachyistius, 2912 nucleotides. It is a transcript of the gene dedd2, whose product is annotated as death effector domain-containing 1. The coding region runs from base 439 to 1575 and encodes 378 amino acids. The transcript is spliced from 5 exons. Gene Ontology annotation, cellular component: nucleolus. Gene Ontology annotation, biological process: regulation of apoptotic process; apoptotic process; extrinsic apoptotic signaling pathway via death domain receptors. NCBI's taxonomy places the organism in Eukaryota, Metazoa, Chordata, Actinopteri, Osteoglossiformes, Mormyridae. The record is from RefSeq and is a predicted model, not a curated record. Gene Ontology annotation, molecular function: DNA binding; protein binding.
GCUAUCGGCAUACUUCGUUUGCUGUUAACUAUAAUAUUUAUCUAAUUAUACUUGCAUGAAACGGUUAGCUUAGUAGAGUGAGGUACCGGAAUAUUAUUGGUUAACUGUCUGAGCGGAACUACUGGGGGGAAGAAAAAACAUGGCAUUACGUAACGGAAUCACGUGAUGUUUACGAACUGCUUCUCUGUUAGAAAACGGCGAGGGCGUGCAAAUGUACUGUUUUCUGAUUUAAUGUCGCCAAUAGCCGACUUAGCUGCUAAAAGUUACAUUUCGUACUUCGGACACAAACCCGUAUAAAUAGCUCGGUGAAUUAGUCUUUCCGUAUUGGGUAGCGGCUCUUGUCCACACGUUUACACUGCAGUGCACUAAUUUUGCUUUGUUUCGGUCUACAUUUAGAAGCACCCACACUUUUCGCCAACUUGUCAGGAGAAGUCAAAUAUGGCCGCAAUUGGGAGACAGAGGUACUCUUUGUAUUGGGAAGAGACCGAGUGCCUGAGUUAUUACGGAAUGCUGUCACUUCACGAAAUCUUCGAAGUUGUUGGUUCCCAGUUGACGGAGACUGACGUCGAAGUGCUGUCCUUCUUGCUGGAAGAAACGUACCCUGGAAAGCAUCCCCUAGACCCGGCGGGCUGGACCCCCGAUGUUUCCGGUGAAGAUGUCCAUACAGGUGAUAAGGUGUCGCCCCGUCACAGGCUUCUGGAGGCCUGGCGUCGGAUAGAGCCUCGCUCGGCCCCGUGUCCUUCAGAAUCGCGACACAGACCCAAAAGCGGCUUAGAGCUGCUCCUGGAGCUGGAGAGGCGUGGGUAUGUGAGCGAAGAGAACUUGGAGCCUCUUUUGCAGCUGCUUCGAAUCCUGACGCGGCACGACCUUCUUCCGUUUGUAUCCCGCAAGAAAAGGAGGACAGUGUCACCUGAACGUUAUAAUGUGGAGUACUUGGCUGAAGACCAAAGGGAAGUUAGUUGUGUCGAACUGAUCAACAGCUACAGACAGACAAACUAUUCCCAAGACUACUCAUCGCAGCAGUGGAGGGCAGGUGUCGAUCCAUCCAGACAGACACGCUCCUCUGCUCGCCGGAAGCGUGGCCGUGGUACCCGGCGUGCAAGUCUGACUCCCCGACAGAGGGUGGCAGAAUUGUCAGAAGCCCUCCCUGUACCACAGCCUGUACAAGAGAAAAUCACCUGCGACAUCCGGCUGCGCGUGCGGGCCGAGUACUCGGAGCACGAGUCGGCACUGCGAGGCGGCGUGUCCUCGGACAAGCAGCAGCCCCUCGAACGCCAGUUCGAGCUCUUCAGCAGGGCCAGUUCAGUGCUGCGCGCCCGCGACCUCGGCUCCAUCAUCUGUGACAUCAAGUUCUCGGAGCUGGCCAACCUCGACGCCUUCUGGGCCGACUACCUGAGCGGGGCGCUUCUGGAAGCGCUCAAGGGUGUCUUCAUCACCGAUUCUCUGAAGAGAGCCGCAGGCCACGAGGGUGUGCGGCUACUGGUCAGCGUGGACCAGGAUGAUUACGAAGAGGGCCGAAGGCUCCUUCUAGAGAGCCAGGGCUGGAUGGCCUCCUGGACUGGGACCAGGUCUUGAUGAGCCGUCGUCGGUGCAGAACGAUGGGGCAGGAAGGCAGAUACCUGCUUGUCACUCCUUCCUCCCCCCCCCCUCCCCAAGGCACAGCCUCCGUCAUGGCAACUGCCCCGAAGCCAACAAACGGCGACUUUUUUGAAAUGAUGAUGCAAUUGAGGGAAUGAGAGAGUGCAGCCUCUCUCUUUAAGACCAGCCUGCUCUUCUUGGCUGAACUGCACUGAAAACCAGUGGGAAGGCAGCUGUCUGCCCCUAACACGGUCUCUCACGCACUGCCAGAUUUUCCCAUGAUGCUCUGGUAUAAAGAGACAGCAUGUGCAGAUUUGAAUCAGCAUAAAUUAUACACGUGUGUAUGACCUGUCAAAAUAGCAUUGAGUAGUGUGAGUAUGUGUGUCACUUAUGAUCUGAUCUGCCAUGCAUUGCUAUGAAUUACCAUAAUUUUGGAGGAUGUAUUUGUCUUUAGCUGUCAUGGAUUAGUAGGAAGGAUGAGGUGAUGGAUCAGUAUUUUGAUCUAGAAAUAAAUAUUGCAGAAGGCAAUGGAGACAUUUUGAUGUUGCUAGCAGGGGCAGAGAGGGGUUGGCUCUGGCCCAAAAUACUAGAAAGAGAAGAAUGGGAUUUUUUCCACCUGCACUUUUUGUGAGCUCUGUUCAGAUGAUAAUCGGAUCUUGGGCCGGUCUGAUUUUCUGGCACCCUUCUCUGUGCCUCUCACCGAGGUAGCCGGGUUGGGCACACGGGCAAGCAAAGGCGUACUGCCGAGCCAGGUGAACUAAGGAUCUGUCUGCCUCAAUGUUCUUGCAUAAGUCAAGCAGUUUAAACUUACUCCCAAGAUUAUACAGAGCCUGUGAGAGGUGGUGUCCACUCCGUGUGCACAUGUGAGGGGACAGUAAAUCCAUCAUUAUGGCUGUGUUUCCAGAUUACGUGAGCAGAGUGUCGUUGGCUGCCCUGGAUCACUGUCACCUGUAGGGCACGACCUGCAUUGGAUCAAUACUCUCCUUCUGAGUCCUGGCAUAUUAGGGUAAUUUUAGGGGCAGGUUGGUAUUAUCAUUUGGAUCAGAGCUCUGAUUUACCUGGGACCAGGGAAUCGUGAGGUGCAGGACAGACAUAUGUACAUUACAUGUGUAAAUAUUUCUGAUGUCUUAUGAACCAUAGUUUGAGAAAGAUUAAGAAUAACCAAUGAUAGUUUAAUAUCUAGGAUAUUACGGGUGAGCAUUUGUUAAAAACCAGCAGAUUUGGGCAUGGCAACGGUGACCUUGGUUUGUGUUUUUUUUUUUUUUUAAUGAAAAGUUAAUUUAAUGUGUUUGAAAGCAAGAAUAAUUUCUAAAUAAAAUACAUAGUCAAAUAUG